Molecule: messenger RNA, 2564 nt
Organism: Colossoma macropomum (tambaqui)
Lineage: Eukaryota; Metazoa; Chordata; Actinopteri; Characiformes; Serrasalmidae
Gene: setd4
Product: SET domain containing 4
Exons: 10
Coding region: 316-1671 (451 amino acids)
Biological process (GO): peptidyl-lysine trimethylation; peptidyl-lysine dimethylation; positive regulation of transcription by RNA polymerase II
Molecular function (GO): histone H3K4 methyltransferase activity; transcription coactivator activity; protein binding
Source: RefSeq, a predicted model, not a curated record
CGCGCUUACGUCACCAGCUUGGAAACUCACAUGGAGAGUGAGGUGUUGAAAGAACAGUGUUAACGUUAUUUUUUCAUCAGAAUUGUAAAACGACUGUUUCCUGCAGUGGCAUCCGUGUCAAUAGUUGGCAGAAGAAGUGAAUAAUAAUUAGACUCCGUUAGUUAGAGAAUAUAUGAGCUGACAAAUCAGUCAUUAUUUAGCCUAGGUAACAGGUUAGCUGUACAAGUUAGCUAGCUUAGCUAGCUGGCUGCUCCUUGUUUAUGUCUCCCUCCUCUCCAAUGUGUGCGAGAAACAUCACGUAGGACAUAAAAGACGAUGAAGAACAGUAGUGGAAGAAGAUCAAGGAAAAAGAGGAGGAGAAAACGAGAAGAUGCUCAAAGUGUUACAUUAUCACACGAAGCCCCUUUUGUGAAUCUAAGAAGGUGGCUUAAAAAGAAAGGCUUCGGUUCUCGGUCCUUAAUACCAGCCAGCUUCUCAGAUACUGGAAGAGGACUAAUGGCUACAAAGUCUAUUCAGGCCAAUGAUAUGCUGAUUUCCUUACCUGAGAGGUGCUUGAUGACUACAGGCACAGUUCUGAAGAGUUACAUGGGAGAGUAUAUAAAGAGGUGGCAGCCCCCUGUAUCUCCUCUCGUGGCCCUCUGUUCGUUCCUUAUUGCUGAGAGACACUUUGGAGAUGCAACAGAAUGGAGUCCUUACAUUAAAGUCCUUCCAAAGUCUUACACAUGCCCAGUGUACUUCUCAGAUGAUAUUAUGGAACUCUUGCCUUAUGGUCUUCGAAAAAAGGCAGUGGAUCAAAGAGAACAGUUUCAGGAGCUGUAUUCUUCUUCACAGCCAUUCUUCUUGUCCCUUCAGCCUCUUUUCACCCAGCCCGUGGAGGACCUGUUUACUCAAGAUGCAUUUCGGUGGGCGUGGUGCAGUGUAAAUACACGUACUGUGUAUAUGGAGCAUGCCCAGAGUGACUUUCUCUCAAGGGAGAAAGAUGUCUUUGCACUGGUGCCGUAUCUGGACUUACUGAAUCACUGUCCAAAAGUUCAGGUUGAAGCAGGGUUCAAUAAGCUGACUCGUUGCUAUGAGAUCAGAAGUAUCCAAGGCUGUAGAAAAUUCCAGCAAGCUUUCAUUUGCUACGGUCCCCAUGACAACCAACGACUCCUUUUGGAAUAUGGUUUUGUUGCCCCUGGCAACCAACACAGUGUGGUCUACGUUGAUCUAGGUAUUCUGAAGGUGUGUCUGAAUGAAGGAGACAAACAACUUCGACAGAAGCUCCUGUUCCUGAAGGACAAUGACUUUUUAAAAAACCUCACAUUUGGAAUAGAUGGGCCAUCCUGGAGGCUGAUGAGCGUGCUGAAAUUACUCUCACUGAAGCCAGAACAGUACGCCAGCUGGAAGAGUGUCCUCUUGGGGGCAGCAGUGAGCCAGGAUACAGAGGAGUGGUGCAUUCACAAGGCCCAAAUGCUGUGCCAGCAUCUCAGUGAUGACAAUAUCAAUGCACUGGAAAGGUUAGUUCAGCUCAGAGACGGUGCAGACCAGGCCCGACUGGAACAGCUUGGUGUGGUUGAAGGCCUGAGACGAGAGGAGCGAGCGAUUCUAGAACGCUCCAAAGAAGUUCUCCAAAGCCUUUUGCCACAAUCAUUGCCACGGCAACAGGACGGCAUUCGGAACACAGAACGCUAAAGGAGCCAAAGGAUAUUGUCACUAUUCAUUUUCCUGCCAAGACAUGGAGGAUUUGGCCAAAUCUGUGCAAAGGGGACUUGGAUAUUUUUUGGGCUGCACAAUAGGCCUGUACCCAGUUACCAAGUGUCAGAGCCCAAGCUAGCAAGGCUGUGUCUAAAAUAGGCAAAGUGCUCUGCUGGAUUUACAACCUUCACUGCAUGAAUGGCAAACAACAGACUUCAGUGCUGUGCAGCAGCAAGCCAGUUUGGAGACUUCUUUAGUGGGCGGGGGGACAGAAUAGAAAGUAAAAAUAGAAAAGAAAGACAAGAAAGGCCUUAAAGUAGUGCUUCUCUUUGUGUAAGUGGCAGCUCUUCACCAUAGGACAUGUAAGUGCUAGCUCUAUCUAGGUAUUCAGUCUGAUGGAGUACAGGCUAAUGCUCUAUGGAAGCUGUAAAGAGCUGUUGGAGAUAACUGCAAUAUUUGUAGAGAAAGGAUUUUUCUGGGUCUCUGUGGGCAUGAAAAUGUGGCCUGAUCAUCCUGAUCUGAGACCAGCUUUGCCGUUUAGAACAAGUUUGGGAAAGGAAAAAGCAUAUCAGUACACAGGUAGCUUUCACCCAGCCUUCUGUAACAUGGAACCCAAGAGUGAAUGAAAUACAUUGCAAGGCAAACCAGAGGACAGAAUGCCAAAAUGAUGGAAGUACAAACAGUGUUUUCAGUUUGUUAAAAUGUUUAAUCAGAUCAGUCUUAUCAUUUUUAUACAAUUACAGUGUCACAUCUCAUUUUUAGUGGGGUUAUAGAAAUGUAACAUUCCUUUUUUUGUAAAAUUACAUAUAAAUGUUAACUUAGACAAUGUCUGAUCUAUACUGCAAACAAAGCUGAAAAUCAGUGUUCAGUAGUAACCAAUAAAAAAAAAA